Carassius carassius (crucian carp) is the source of this 1606-nucleotide messenger RNA. Its product is annotated as homeobox protein engrailed-1-like. Gene Ontology annotation, cellular component: nucleus. Gene Ontology annotation, molecular function: RNA polymerase II cis-regulatory region sequence-specific DNA binding; DNA-binding transcription factor activity, RNA polymerase II-specific. The transcript has 2 exons. The record is from RefSeq and is a predicted model, not a curated record. The coding region runs from base 299 to 1126 and encodes 275 amino acids. Gene Ontology annotation, biological process: regulation of transcription by RNA polymerase II; multicellular organism development; neuron differentiation. Lineage: Eukaryota; Metazoa; Chordata; Actinopteri; Cypriniformes; Cyprinidae.
GUGAGGGGCACUGUGAUUUUAGAAAGAGUUUGUUAAGCGCGAGCUGUCACACGGGGCAGCGAUUCGGGGACUGCGGAGCAUCGCGCGAUGUAUUUGUCUGACGUGAAUAACGGGUGUGAUUUGACAACUGAAACGCCUUGAUCGCGUAAAGCAUUCCGAUGCUAUGAUAGUCGCUUCUCUUAAGGUAUUUCGUAUACCUUUAUUUUAACACUAUAACCUGCAUUCUUGUUUGUUGUUAUCCGGAUACUGCUCUUUGCAACAAGUGGAAUUUUGCUGUGCAGACCGUGAUCCAUCUGUCAUGGAGGAGCAAAACGAUCAAAACAGUCGUGAUUCGACUGAAUCUGAGAGCGUCUCGCUCUCACCCAAUAUACCAUCCCCUCCGAUUUUACCUCACCAGGAUGCGCAGCAAGCACACAGAACCACGAACUUUUUCAUCGACAAUAUUCUAAGGCCAGAUUUUGGCUGCAAGAAAGAUCUUGGGAGUAGGGACCGGGCACAAACCUCGGGCAGAGAGAAUGUUAACCCUAUGGUGAUCAGGCCGUCGCAUAAUAGCAGCCUUUGCCAGGAUUCAAACUGCAGUAGUGACAGCACUUCUUCAUCCUCGUCUUCUUCGCCAUCCUCAAAGCAGACCUCUGCAAAGCUUGUCGAAGGAAAUGGAACUACCACAGCGAGGUACGGGGAGAAUACGACGUCGAUAAUGGUGGUGAACGCUAACGGGGGAACUUCGCAAGUAAAAGAAUCGCAGCCUAAUUUACUAUGGCCUGCGUGGGUUUACUGCACCCGGUACUCGGACAGACCUUCAUCUGGCCCAAGGACACGAAAAUUGAAAAAGAAGAAAAGCGAGAAGGAAGACAAGCGACCGAGAACCGCUUUCACGGCUGAACAGCUGCAGAGACUUAAAGCCGAGUUUCAGGCGAAUCGGUACAUUACGGAGCAGCGGAGACAGUCGCUGGCCCAGGAACUCAACCUCAAUGAGUCGCAAAUAAAAAUCUGGUUCCAAAAUAAGAGGGCCAAAAUCAAAAAGGCCACUGGCUAUAAGAACGGCCUCGCUCUUCAGCUCAUGGCUCAAGGACUCUAUAACCAUUCCACAACAACAGUUCAAGAAGCUAAAGACGAUAGCGAAUAAAAUGGCCUGGUUUCUCUCCUAACAAGGCCAUGGACGCUGACCCCGACAAAAGGGAUUUUUCAUAUUUUUUAUGAAUCAUAUGAAAAGGAAAUGUCUCCGAAUUCUGCGAAACGAAGAUACAAUAUUUAACAGAUUUCUGUUUAUCAUACAGUAUAUGGACAUGCGUCUAAAUAUGAAGAUUAUAAAAAUUUAUUUAUAGCCAAAACUGUAAGAUGUGUAUAUUUAAUUCCAGGUAAGGGGAUGUCUGUAUUGCUCCUUACUUGCUGAAUAUUUCUAACGUUUCUUCUCCUUUUCCAAUGUGGUUGCUCACCGUUCCAGUAGGCCUAAGUAUCAGGCUUGUUAAGAGUUUUUUUGUGUGAAAGCACUGUCUUUUAAACCCCUUAUCUCACAGUUCUUCAAAUGCGUGACUGAACCAACGCUUCAAGCCAAAGAUUUUAUUAUGUUCAGAUUAUGUUAUCUGAAAUAAAAAAAAAAGGUAGA